Messenger RNA from Exophiala aquamarina CBS 119918, 903 nucleotides. RefSeq lists its product as uncharacterized. Bases 1 to 903 code for a protein of 300 amino acids. Lineage: Eukaryota; Fungi; Ascomycota; Eurotiomycetes; Chaetothyriales; Herpotrichiellaceae. Gene Ontology annotation, molecular function: transferase activity, transferring phosphorus-containing groups. The record is from RefSeq and is a predicted model, not a curated record. Gene Ontology annotation, biological process: phosphorylation; phosphorelay signal transduction system. The transcript has 3 exons.
AUGUUUCAAGCCGAGUUUGAUUCGAACGCAAUGACGGUCGAAAACAUGAUUGAACGAAGCUGCGACGAACGCGAUAUCGACUGGGAUUUGCUUGACCCUUCGCGCCUCACGCAAGUCUUCAUCAACCUCAUCACAAAUGCGAUCAAAUUCACCAAACGCGAAUCCCGACGUCAGAUCACGAUCAGACAGUCAGCGUUUACUGGAGAUCGCCCGGAUAUGAACGGAAUUGUCUGGUUCCCGUCUAAGAAAGUGAACCUAGACAUUACUAACGGGCCGGGAUGGGGUGACGGUGCCCAGGUCUACCUUCUCUUUUCCGUAUCGGACACAGGGAAAGGCCUCCAGCAGGAGGAAAUGAUGCGUCUAUUCAACCGAUUCCAGCAAGCCACCAAAAAGACGCACAUCAAAUAUGGGGGCUCAGGUCUUGGCCUGUUUAUGUCGCGACAACUGACGGAGACUAUGGGCGGUGAAAUUGCUCACGCCCCACCAUCUGAACCGCUUGACAAAAUCAGCUGGAUAUCUAGGCAGUUGAGCAAUACGCCCGUCGCCCCGCCCCGACUCUCAGUGCUGCUGGUAGAGGACAACAUCAUCAAUGCUCAGGUUCUGACAGUGUGGCAUCAGCCCGCUGUGGACUCGCCGCUUAUCGAGCUUGAUUGGAUCCUUAUGGAUGUCGAGAUGCCUUUACUGGACGGACUGGCAUGUACACGGAGAAUCCGCGCCCUUGAGCGUGACGGAUCAUUGCUGAAGCGUGUCAACAUCAUCGCAAUUACUGCCAAUGCGCGUGAGGAGCAGAUAUAUGAUGCUUUUGCUGCCGGAGUGGAUGGGAUCUUGCCCAAACCUUUCAGGGUGAUAGAAAUGCUCUCCAAGAUGGAAGAACUCAUGCCACAGAAACUUGCCGCUUCUUGA